This is a messenger RNA of Adineta steineri, 453 nucleotides long. The record is from the annotation of a GenBank genome assembly. Lineage: Eukaryota; Metazoa; Rotifera; Eurotatoria; Adinetida; Adinetidae.
AUGGCUGAUCAAACAUCAUUAACUGGUUAUCCAACACUUCUAGCACAUCAUUUAUCUAUUGAACUUCUUUAUCCAACACAUGUAUUUUAUUCAUUAUUAUCUCAAUCAACUUUACAUACAUUAAAUUUAUUUUUUAAACCAUUAUUUCUUCCUAGCGAUUAUCAUUUAGUUAAUUUACGUACAUUAAAUGAUAAUAAUAAUGAUACGAAAUAUAGUUCAUCAAAAAAUCUUGCUUUAAUUCUACGAAGAUUUGCUUAUGAUUGUGAUGAAAGUUAUGAUUCAUUAUUUUAUUCGGAACAAGUUAGAUUUGAACAUUUAUUUUCAUCAGAUCAAAUCGAAUCAAUAGAACAAACAUCUCUCUCAUUACGACAUAUAAAACAAAAAUUAAAUAUUACAUCUCAACUUGUUGUUCCUUUUGCUGAACUUGUUACUUAUAAAAUACGUUUUAUGUGA